AUGCCGUACGUCGGAGUGGGAGCACAGAAAGCUUCCACAAGCUUGACAGGAACCCCGAUGGUCAAAGCUUAUAUAGCAAUCGCUGCUUCAUUAGUAGUAGUGAUAUGUAUAACUGCAAUUGGUGUUCAUCACUCGGAACGGAAGUUCAAUAAGUAUAAUAAAGUGUCCAUUGAUGAUAUCCACCAAUCCGAUGCAAGAACUAUCCAAGACAAUAUAAAAUCCGAGAACAUCAAAAAGUACCUUCGUAUCUUUACCAAAGACCCACAUAUUGCGGGAACCGAUGCUAAUAAAAAAGUGGCAUAUGCGAUUGCAAGUGCUUGGUCGGAAGCCGGAUUGGAGGACGUACAUACUUUGCCCUACGAAGUUUUAUUGUCGUAUCCAGAUUUCGAAAACCCGAAUUCAGUUGUAAUCAAGAAAUCGUCAGGGGAUGAAGUUUUUCGGAGCAAGGGAGUUAGUCCAGUGAUCAUUCCUGAUGAGCAGUCAGGAAAAUAUGCCGGCCACCAAUGGCUCGCCUAUGCCGGUAAUGGCUCCGCUUCUGCCGAAGUAGUGUAUGUGAAUAGAGGAAACGCCAACGACUUUAAAAAUUUGAAACUAAUGGGUGUCGAAGUGAAAGGGAAGAUUGCAUUGAUGAGAUAUGGUCACGGAUUCCGAGGAGACAAAGUGUACAAAGCACAACAAGCAGGUGCUAUCGGUGCUAUUUUGUUUUCGGAUACAUCAGAUGUCGCUCAGGAUGGUGUGGAGUCCGAACAUGUAUACCCAAAAACCAUCUGGAUGCCAAAUGAAGCUGUUCAAAGAGGAUCGUUGAUGCAUGGGGAUGGAGAUCCAUUGUCACCACACUAUCCUUCGAAAAAAGAGCUCUUCAAGGGAAGAACUAUUGAUGAGGCCAAAGAAGAAGGUGUUCUUCCCUCCAUUCCCGUUCUUCCCGUUUCCUACACCACUGCUCUUCAAAUCCUCAAGCGAAUGUCGGGACGUCCCGCUCCAUCGGAUUGGCAAGGUUUGGUUGGCGGAAAUCUCACAUAUAAACUCGGUCCUGGCUUCUUGAAUGGCGAGAAAUUGACGAUAAAUGUGCACAGUGAGCUGAAGACCAAACGAAUCCGAAAUGUAAUUGGCUACAUCCGUGGUUCAGAGGAGCCAGAUCGCUAUAUUAUGCUUGGUAACCAUUUCGAUGCAUGGGUGUAUGGCUCAAUUGACCCCAAUUCUGGAACAGCAGUCUUGGCAGAAGUGGCGAGAGCUAUGAUGCAAACUAUCAAUGAGACUAGCUGGAGACCAGCUAGAACUAUUGUGUUCAAUGCAUGGGAUGCUGAGGAAUUCGGACUGAUUGGCUCCACAGAAUUUGUCGAAGAAUUUGUCGAUGUUUUACAGAAACGAGCCGUUGUGUAUAUCAAUAUGGAUUGUAUUCAAGGAAAUGCUAGUUUGCACGUCGACACAGUUCCGAUUCUCGAGCAUAUCGCCAUUGAAGCAGCAAAACAUGUGCCGAAUCCAUCAAAACGAGAAAGAGACCGUGGGAGGAAAACUGUCUACGACACAUGGAUGAAAGUGUUCCCUGACAAGAAAGCGGGAGUUCCAAAAGUUAGAGUGCCCGGAGGAGGGUCUGAUCACGCGCCAUUUUUGAACUUCGCAGGAGUUCCAGUGAUCAAUUUCAAUUAUAAGAAUUAUUCAACGUUUGACACAUAUCCAUUGUAUCAUACUAUGUAUGAGACACCGUUUACCAAUAUUCACUUGAUGGACACGGAAGAUUUGGGAGUACACAGAGCAAUUGGACAGUAUUGGGCAGAAUUGGCAAAAACAUUUGCUGACGAAGUAAUCCUCCCUAUGAACACCACCCAUCUUGCUACUAUCAUGAUCCGCAGCUACCUCCCACAGCUCAAAGCUUCAAUCUCCGGAAUAAAUGUGUCACGUACCGAUUUCGAAGAUAUCCGUACUCAAUAUGCCCUCCUCUCCAAAAGUGCUCAAGAUCUGCUCACCAUGUCAAAAAAAUUCCAAGAGACUAUGCAAUUCACCCAACACAGCUUCUCCCAAAACCCAUAUGACCCGAAACAUGUAAAUGCUGUAAAUGAAAGACUAAUUAGCACUGAAAGAUGUUUCAUCAACCCGCGCGGAGUGUCCAAACACAAUCCUUCUGCUCGACAUGUUCUGUUCUCUGUCAGUGAUUCAGAUUCCUAUUCCAACUCCUUGAUGGCUGGAAUCCAAAACGCGAUCGAUGGGUAUGAGUCCAGUCCAUCCAAGAAAAACUUGCGAGAAAUCAUCAACCAGAUAUCAAUUGUCCAAUACUCGGUUAUUUGCGUGGUCAACACUUUAAGGGAUGUGAUUUGA
Messenger RNA from Caenorhabditis remanei, 2313 nucleotides. RefSeq lists its product as uncharacterized. Gene Ontology annotation, molecular function: carboxypeptidase activity. The record is from RefSeq and is a predicted model, not a curated record. The transcript has 13 exons. Bases 1 to 2313 code for a protein of 770 amino acids. Lineage: Eukaryota; Metazoa; Nematoda; Chromadorea; Rhabditida; Rhabditidae.